Messenger RNA from Epinephelus moara (kelp grouper), 6320 nucleotides. It is a transcript of the gene mafgb, whose product is annotated as v-maf avian musculoaponeurotic fibrosarcoma oncogene homolog Gb. Lineage: Eukaryota; Metazoa; Chordata; Actinopteri; Perciformes; Serranidae. Gene Ontology annotation, cellular component: nucleus. The record is from RefSeq and is a predicted model, not a curated record. Bases 698 to 1219 code for a protein of 173 amino acids. The transcript has 3 exons. Gene Ontology annotation, molecular function: DNA-binding transcription factor activity, RNA polymerase II-specific; RNA polymerase II cis-regulatory region sequence-specific DNA binding. Gene Ontology annotation, biological process: regulation of epidermal cell differentiation; regulation of transcription by RNA polymerase II.
UUAAAAAAGUGCUGAAUAUAGAUGUGCUGUUUUGCUGAGUGUGCACGACCACCGCCGCUGCCAUGCCGUUACCCGCCGCGCUUGUGUUGCCGCUUUUCCCGGUGUUCGCCGCUGCCGCUGCCGCUGUCCUGCUCAGCCGAACUCACAGCCGUUUAAAGGGCAGCAGGCUGGUAGUGCUGAAUCAUCACGAUCCAGUCGUCAUCCAGACCCGCACAUGCUGUUCCGAGACCGGGUCGUUUCACGCGGAACAGCCACGCUAACCGACCAACCGGUGAUUUCAUAAUAACACAGACAAAGGGGGUGUACGUUGCGUACGGCUGUCAAGCUUAAAAAAGAAGCCAUGUGUCGGAAUUAGAGGACCGUGCGGUGCGGGGAGUACGAGAGCGAGUCGGCUGUCUGUGGCGCUGGUAUGGCCGGGGAUUCCCUCGUUUUACGGCCACUAAAUGGCUAGAUAUUCAGAAAGGUGAGAGUAAAGAGAGCUAGGGAACAAACCUGAACACAGAGUAACAACUUAGGGCAGCGGAAACCCUCGAAAACAACACACAACCUCAACGCUAGCUUCCCCGGCUGUCCUCUCCUCGGGGUGCUGAAGCGGCAGCGGCGGACACAGACCCAAAGCCUCCCGCUGUCGCUUCACAAACUGACUUCGUCUGUUGCUCCCUCACAGGUCCGUUCAGAAGAGCAAGGCUCUUGUGGCAUGACGACGACUAACAAAGGAAAUAAAGCCUUGAAGGUGAAGCGUGAGCCGGGGGAGAAUGGCACCAGCCUCACAGACGAGGAGCUGGUGACCAUGUCAGUGCGGGAGCUGAACCAGCACCUCAGAGGGCUCACCAAAGAUGAGAUCCUGCAAUUGAAACAACGGCGGCGCACCCUGAAGAACCGGGGCUACGCCGCCAGCUGCCGGGUGAAGCGAGUCACCCAGAAGGAGGAGCUGGAGAAGCAGAAGGCCCAGCUGCAGCAGGAGGUGGACAAACUGGCCAAUGAGAAUGCUUCGAUGCGGGUUGAGCUGGACGCUCUGAGGUCUAAGUACGAGGCGUUACAGACCUUCGCCAGGACUGUGGCACGGAGCCCCACUGUCGGGGUCGGGGUGAGGGCUGGAGGGGGAGGAGGAGGGGGAGGGGUGGCGUCAUCAGUCAUUGGCCCGCUCAUACCAGGGAAGAUGGCAACAGCGACCAGCGUGAUUACAAUAGUGAAGUCAAAAACAGAUGCACGGUCUUGAGGGAGGGAAAGAUAGAUGAGGGCGUGUCGGGAUGGAGCUCAGCUGCGACAGAGUAAUUCUUCUUCUCUGCUGGCCACCUUUCCUCCACCUGCACUGACGUCAAACAGCUGGGCAGUCUCGAUCACAUAGCCUCAGCACGUUCCCAUCAACUGUCUCAGAGCAGUGCAGGUGAAGGAAAGGCUGGAAGCAGAGUGAGAUUAUUGAGACUAUAAAGAUGCAAGUCCUUGGUCAGCGCAUGAUCAUUUAGCACAGGACAGAUACACAGGGUUCCUACGGUCACUGAAAGCCUGGAAAAGUCAAAGAAUUUGUUUUAUUCCAGGCCAGGGGGGGAAUGUAAUUGCCAAAACACUUGGGAAAAAUCAUGCAAUUUUGUUCAGUUGCCAUUCGUGUCAGUCAAAGUGUUCAGUGUCAGGUUUUACCACUGGUAGAUCUAGAUAUCUGUAAGUGCAUAAUAAUCCCAUCACACAUUUGCACACUAGACUUGAAGCAGACGUUUGCCUGAACCGAGAUUUGCUACACCAGAAAAAAUAUUCCAAAACAUGCGUUACAUAGAAUCAGAAAUUGAUAUAAAGGGUUCCAAAAUAACACACAAGAUUUCACGUGACCUGCUGAUUUCAGUGGCUGAAGAGAAGUCCGUCAUGCUCCACCUAGCCAAGAACCUUUUCAGAAAAGUACUAUAGAAAAAUAUAUAUUACACAAUGGUGGUAACUGUAUUUCUACUGUUUUGUACUGUGUUGUCAUUCACAUGAGGUCCAAAGUGUAUUCUUUGUGUGUCGAUUGUUAUAUAUCAGGAAUUCUGUGAAAUUCUGUGGCGCGUGUUCGUUUUGGUAUUGCUAUAUUUAGUUAGCUGUAUUUUUUCUACAGUCUCUUCACUUUCUAUGUCCAGCUCUCUAGCUCUUACCUAUUCUUUCUCUGUCCUUCCAUUUUUCAAUUCCAACUGGUUUCCAUCAUAACACACAGUACUUCCUGGAUCUAGCAGACAGAGGGGUUAGAAAGGAAAAGAAAAAAAAAACCCACAACAUACUAUAGAGGAAAGGAGAUAUAGUUACUAAAAGUCACCGACUUUAUCUCGGUUUGUAGGAUUUUUCAGGGAAACGGUCGUUUAAACACCAGAGCUCAAGGUCUGUGUGUUUGAGCUCCUGUCAAAAAGUAUAUAGAAGAAAAUCGGAAGGGCAAGUGCCUUGGUCUCCUAAUGAUAUGCAUCAAGACGAAGUCAAGAGGAAUUGUGGAAGGACGGUGGAGAUUCAAUGCAGGUGUUUGCUUAUACCUGUGCUUAAUGUGAAACACUGACCAAUCAGGAAUCAGGUUGUGACAGCAUUUAACUCUGGCUGUGCGUUGUUGUAUGAGUUGUGUAGUAGCAGGAUUAUUAAUAUGAAUAACACCCAUUUAUGUGACUCGGCAGUUCAUUAAAAAUGCUUUUUUGAAAGUUGCUGAUCUGUUUUGAGUACAAGUCCUGUUUAUGUGGAGUACUUGGUUUGCAUGUUUAUGAUUUUGAUUGGCUCCUGACUCUGAAAUCUAGGUUAUUACACCUACAGCAACAAUCUUGCCUCAAAUCAAAGUGGUUUUUGUUGCAUUCCUCUUUGUUUUUAACCACAAAGCUCACUUUGCAAGUGCAAGUGUGAUUACCGACAAUGCAGCCAACCAGCAAGGACAGCAAAGAUACUUCUCUGAAUUCCCAGUCACACAAAUGGGAUGUCAUUUCACACGAGUUUUCCCAUAAACAGUAGUCUUACGUGGUGUUCUAUACUCCAAGAAUCUGUGUCUAUGUAUGGUAGAGUCUGGAAUUUUAUAAAGACAAUUAUCUUUGCAUUGUUUGUAACGACCUGUUGAAAAAAAAAAAAAAAAAAAAAAGGUAUAACAAAAUCUGUUUGAUAUACAGUAUCUCUCUAUUUUGCAAUUGUACCAAAAGUGGCUUAACUACUGAAUAGCUUUGUUCUUUCUCUAGUGACUAGGCACGUGUGUGUAACCGUGUAACUAGCGUGUGGUGUGCCGUGUAGGUAUGUGACGAGGUAACUAUAACGUUCACUAUUUCAUGGAUAUGACUUUGAUCCUUGUUUGAUUUCAGGCCGAAGCGGGUGAUGACACUGUGGGUAACUGCACUCUUUCUCUAAUCAUAAGAUCUAUGUCCUCCCGGCCCCGUCGUUCAGCUCCAGCACUGCAGAACGUGUUAGAUCAUUUGUUUAUCUGCUCACAAUCUGCAGUCAUCAUUUGUACAUUUUAGCUUCACUUUAGCCGACCCAUUCCUUCCAUUUUUGAACCCGUCUCUGGCUGUAAUUUGGUUCUCGCAGUCUUGAGAGCUAGUAAUAGCAGAUAAAAUGACCACUGAGAUGAGGAAGUGUUCUGGUUAACCUCAUAAGCUUCGUGAUAUUGUGUAUUCAGGUCAUCUGGCAACAUAACAGACAUAGGAAACUCAACAUCAGGCCUAUAUGGCUGCAUCACCCCUACUCCUUCAAUAAGUUAUUUUUGUAGUGUGUGAUAAAACUAUUUGUUUUUGCUGUGUACAUUUUAUAUAGUUCUGUACAUAUAAUGUUCCUGUUUUGUUUGUUUUUGAAUUGUUCUGUAAGUGUCAGGGAAGUGAAACAAAUUUGUUAAUGUAUUUGGUGUUUUAUGAAGUGAAAAAAAAGUGUAUUCUGCUAUUUAAUGGUUUGUCAAAGAGUUAGGUUUACUUUACAAAGAACAAUUGCCUCAAAUUGUUUUUUUAACUGAUGAAAACCUGAUUUAAAUCAUUUAACAAAAGCAAUUUACAUUAUUAAAAAAAAACCAGUACAUACAUGCAGCCUUUUACCUGAACCGCUACUUUUCCACUGUGAAGAAAAAGGGGUUAACUAGCCUACUGCUGUGCAGUUAUUAAGAUUAGCGAGGUAUGUCUGUGUCUGUACCCUACAUUAGUAUAAAGUCAAACAGAUGAACAAUGAGCAAAGGCAUUGGAAGGGAAAUGGGUUUGAAAAAUAUUAUUUCUCCAUAAUCUUUACUCUUUUUUAUUUCGUUCAGUCAUAGUGAAAUCAGAGAGCGACAAAUGUCAAAUGAAAUUUUUUUAAACGUCUCAUUAUCACAUGGUAUUCAGCUACAAGCAAAUACAGGUAUCACUCUGUGUAUUUAAGUAUGUGCUCUGUAUUUGUUUUUAAAAAUGUGUCCUGUUUUGUGCGGUCACAUUUGAUUUUCUACUGUAUUUUUUCCUUACAUUAUUUCUCUCUGUCGCCCUGUUGCUUCCUGUCUGUCUUUUCAUUUGCUUGUUGAAUAAUGUUUUUUAUUUUUGCUGGCAAGUCCUGUGUGGUGCGUGUGGUCACGAUGGUGUAAAAUAGGAAGAAACGCGACGCAAAAGCAAAAUAAGAAACUCCCCGGUGCUCGUCAAAGUGUACAUACUGUAUAUGUGCUGUUGUCAAACAAUAUGUCUCCACCCAGUCUGUAUUCGUAUGCUCCUCCUGUCCACAAAGGAUGCAUACUGUGUAAGUGUACAUGGUGGCCGCUGUUUAAUAGACAUCUCUAAUUAUGCAAACUGUGUAGGGCAAAAUUAGACCUACUGCAACACAGGAGCAGUGAUGCUUUCGUAGUCGUCGUGUCAAGUUGUCUGUUUUAUAAUUGCAAGGUACCUGUGUAAUGUGACGAGGUUUAAGAGCUUAUAUACAGAGUGUUUAGUAUAUGUGGUUAAUAACGGCAGUACCAGUUUGUCUCUGUUUAAAUUGCUUUCCCAGAGUGCCACUUAACAAUUAACUGUGAAAACAUGAAAUCAUCAGAAAGGUUUGAUCCAAGAAAGUAAAAUCUACCGUAGCUGCAGUCAGACUAAUGAAUAUCAUUAUUCUUGUCUUCCAGACUCGAAUAUCUCGUGGUUUGUUGUAUUUCUUCCACGUGAAGCAGUGUGUCAGGUCAGGGUGUCAGAGGUGAAACGUCACUGAAGUUUCUUCCUAGUUUUCACUCAGCAGACCUGAUCAGCUGACAGCUACUGACCUUUAGUGAUGAUCAGACGGGGCAGCUUGGUGGCUUUUCAUAACAGAGUUUAUGAGCUUGUAAGACACGCUGACCUUAUUUCCCGCUGCCUGUACAGGGGUCAUACCCUCCUUAUGAAAAGACAUUUCAUCACAAACCCAAGCAACAGCUCCUAAAGCGCAUCUAUAAAUAUUUUACAGAGGCAGAAAGGAGUGGUGGAGACACAUCUGAUAAGACCAUUUCCCACUCCACUUAUCCCAUCCCCUUUUUACAAAGUGUUAGCGAGUUAACUCAGCAGGCUCCAGAGCCCUUCUUCAAAGCAUCCGAUUCUUCUGGAAGAUGCAAAUCAUUAACUCCUUAUCUUGCUGCUUGGCCAAUCGGUAUGUAGUCAUUCGGUUGUUUUCCCGUCUAGUGAAUCACGCCACCGGACUCUAAAAGCCCUUUCACCCACCUCCAAUGCCGAUCGAUGAGAGUAAAUGAAGCGAGGAUUCCUUUGAUCGUUUGUUUGGUGUUUUCAUCAAUAAUAAUGUUUGUUUUGUACCCUCUUCUGCUGCUCUCUCUCACUCUCUCUGCUGCCCUUAUCAGUUGCACAGCCUCUAACAUGAAUUCUUACCCAGAGUUUAGGUAUCACAUCACGUUAACUUAUAUUUAGUUUUUUCUUGUAACAGUCUCUUGCUUUGAUUUUACUCCUGGUACCAUGCUUGUUUUGUUUUUUCUCCCAUCAAACCACAUGUGUCUACUGGUGAGCGUUUGGCCAGGGUAAUCAUGGGGAUAUUUUUGUGUUUCUAAAAGUAUACAAUGGUCAGUUUAAAGCUAUAGAGAAGUAGUGACUUGUGUGAAUAUGGCAAAGCCUAUUCAGAAAAGCCCUUGUAAUAGGAAAUUCUGUGUUUUGUAAUAUUUCUGUAUGGGGUGUAAUAAAUUAUUCUACGACAGUACUUUCUAUGGGAAAAUACUUAAAAUGUGACAGUCUUUGUAAGUAUUUAUCUUCAACUAAAUUAUUGUACUUUCUUUUGCAAUUUGUAGAUACGUAAGUGAUGAUGACAAGGUAUUGGUAAUCAUGAAAUUAACUGUUUCAUCAUCGGUCUGAUGCAUCUUUUAAUUUAUUGAUGUAUAUACUGUAUGUUUGUUGAUAAACAGCUUACUUUAUUUUGUAUAUGACCAAUAAACAUGUUUUGAA